Messenger RNA from Humulus lupulus (European hop), 1212 nucleotides. Its product is annotated as RING-H2 finger protein ATL70-like. NCBI's taxonomy places the organism in Eukaryota, Viridiplantae, Streptophyta, Magnoliopsida, Rosales, Cannabaceae. The transcript has a single exon. The record is from RefSeq and is a predicted model, not a curated record. The coding region runs from base 261 to 824 and encodes 187 amino acids.
CUUCACUUUACUUCAAAUCCACCCAAAUACAUCUUCCCUUGAUUAAAACUCCACCCAAUAGUCUUCAUCUUCUUUCUCUCUCUCUUCCUCUCUCUAUCUUAUUACCGUUGACUUUGUAAAAUAUUUGAAUCCCCAAAUAACCAACCCAUUUGGCCAUAUUUCCAAUAUGUAAAGAAAUCAAACCAAUUAAUCUAAUGAUGAUGAUGGUCAGCUUCUUCAAUCCCAAGCCCUGAUGUUUUACUCUGUCAUAAUUAGGAGAGAUGAACUCCACAACAGGUGACUAUGGUGGUGGUUUCUUUGGCUCUAAAGACAUUGGUGGCUUCGGUUAUGGCAUUGGAGUUUCAGUUGGAAUUCUUUUGCUCAUUACAAGCAUCACUCUCGCUUCUUACUUCUGCACCCGUUCCCAACAGCAACACCAGCAGCAGCAUCAGCUGCAGUCAGCCAUGUCUGGACCCGGCGGCCAUGGCGCCGAAGGUGGGAGGAACCGCCGGCCCCAGCACCUGCCUCAUGACUUGCAUAGCUUUGUUGUUGAUAUUGGAUUAGAUGAUGCCACUAUUAGGAGCUACCCCAAGUUACCCUACUCUGAGGCUAAGCUCAAGAAAACCAAUUCAACUUCCUCAUGUUGUUCCAUAUGUUUGGCUGAUUAUAAGGCCACUGACAUGCUAAGGCAGCUGCCUGAUUGUACCCACCUCUUUCAUGUCAAGUGUGUGGAUCCUUGGCUGAGGCUGCAUCCCACCUGUCCGGUAUGCCGGACCUCGCCGAUCCCAACUCCCCUGUCUACUCCCCUGGCUGAGGUGGUUCCUUUGGCAACAAGGAGAGGCUGAUCUGGAUCUUAAAGAUUUGAAAAGAGAAGAGAGAAGCAAUAUGGUUUUUUAUUCAAUUUAGCUUCUUUUUUCUUUUCGGAUCUGUCUUGAGAAAAUUGGACCUCUCACAUAUUGAUACAGCUCAAUUUCACAUAGUAAUGUUUCUUCAGAUUCCUUUUCCCUUUGUAGUUCAGGAUUAGAUUUACAUGUUUGUAUAUUGCAAAAUGUUUGGAGUAACUUUGAAAAGUUUAUGCAUCUUGUAAAGAAAGAACAUUAUUUUCUCUAGCAGAACCUGGCAAACCAGUACAUAAACUCUGGCAUUUAACAUAAAAGGACUGUGUCAAUAUGAGGGAGCUUCAGCUGUAGUGGAUCAAUGAAACUCUUCAUAAAAAAAUAUUCUUUGUUGUGU